Drosophila biarmipes is the source of this 562-nucleotide messenger RNA. RefSeq lists its product as uncharacterized. The transcript has a single exon. NCBI's taxonomy places the organism in Eukaryota, Metazoa, Arthropoda, Insecta, Diptera, Drosophilidae. The record is from RefSeq and is a predicted model, not a curated record. Bases 122 to 562 code for a protein of 146 amino acids.
AUGCAACAUUUCUAAGAACCAGCUGGGUAAAUUUGCCAAUAAUCUUUGGCUGAAGAGCUGCGUGCCUAUAAAAGUCGAUUCUGCCAGAUGGUUAAACCAACCCGAAAUCAGACAUUCCAAGAUGAGAGCAGCAACCAUUCUAUCCGUAAUUCUCCUCCUGGCAGUCGGGCUUCCGAGGAGCAGCGAUGCGGUGACCUGCACCGCCGACCCCACCGUCUCAGGAUGCAUCAACUGCACCACCAAUCCCACCGAUGCCGAGUGCGUGGCCGAGGCAGCUGCUUCCUCCAGCACCUCCACCACAACCACAGCGGCGCCCACUACCACUCCCUCGGCAGCGAGUGCUGAUACAGUGGCCUCCACUUCUGCCUCCAAAACCUCAGGCGGAAAACCGAAGUACUUUCGUAUAAGCAAUUUGCGUUUUAACAGAACCAGUCGCAUCCGCAUCAAGGGCAAGAGAAACCGCUCCAGCAGCAGCACAUCCCAACGCAACCGAAGGCGUCGGAACAAUUUCAGGCGCUCUAAUCUGAGGAGGGCCAACGGAAAUGUUAUUAUCAUCGGUUAG